Molecule: messenger RNA, 2214 nt
Organism: Cordyceps militaris CM01
Lineage: Eukaryota; Fungi; Ascomycota; Sordariomycetes; Hypocreales; Cordycipitaceae
Product: C2H2 transcription factor (Rpn4), putative
Exons: 4
Coding region: 1-2214 (737 amino acids)
Biological process (GO): regulation of transcription by RNA polymerase II
Cellular component (GO): nucleus
Source: RefSeq, a predicted model, not a curated record
AUGGUAUUAAGCUGCGUCGGGAGCGACGAAAAGUACGACGGCCGCACCCUUUCGGGAGAACUCGAUCUCAUCGGCCGCUUUGUCAAUUCCACAUCAGCGCGCAAGGGUUACAUACACCCCCCCCCCCCCCCGCCCCGCCCGCGCGCUACUGGCACCCUCCGCAGCAAUUUUUUUGAGAAGUGGGUCCAGCACUCACACGGCCUUGCCGGUAUCUACUUCUCACCUGCAGCGCUCAAUUCUGCACUUACUGGAUUCGUCGAGUCAUCGCCUAUGCAGCCCGAAUCUACAGGCGCAUUUUCCCAGUCAACGCCCAAACUGGGCCACCGUUCACAUCAGAGAGAAUCGUCACUGUCAUCUCUCGGCUCAGUUGGACCAGCGUCGCCUUUUACACAGACUGUUUCCUACCCGCGAAUUGCUAUUAGCGAUUCGACAGCGGAUUCAUUCUGUGAUAUGUACAACAACGAUACAAACGUUCACAACUCGGGAGGCUACCAUCAGUUCGCCAAGCCCAUGGACAAGUUUCCAGGAUAUCAUCACCUCGAAGCUGCCAGUCCUGACAUGGCUUACCCUGCCGCGCUCCCUGGGCACAUGAAGAACCAUAGGGUUGAUCGGUCACUGUUACCAGCUCCCGAGUUCAACCACAUGUUUAGCCGCUCCCACCCAGCUUCUGUGGCCAGCUCUAUUGCUGGAGACUCGCCGUCAACGCCCGGCAUCGACCAAACUGACCGCAGGAGAGGUAUGCGAGUUCCCGACCCCACCACAUCUGAUCUGAGCUCACGAUUCUGGUAUGCAGCAGCGUACGGAAACAUCCCUAAGCUUGAUCGCACCAUGACGGAUGUAUACGGCGACGAACUGUACAACCCGGGCUUCGCCAUCACGUCAUCAUCACCUGCGCAUCCCGUGAACUCCAACACAAAUCCGGUAAAUGCUAGCAGCACGAUGAGCAACCGGCUGUUUAGCCAGUGUCUCAGCGCCGCGAAUAGCCAACACCUGAAUGUUGCCCAUUCGCCAUCAUCUACAGCAUCUCGUGGGCUCUCACCCUUCCAAGCCACCUCGCCAUACGCUCCACCCCAGCUGCCAGAAUUCAGCCUACCUUUCGGAGCUACCACUCAGAAGAUGGGACAUGGUAGUAAUUCCCAGCAGUCGGGUGGUAUGGGUGCGCUUUCAACCGGCGGUAUUGAACCCGAGACACCGAAGACUAUUUCACCCAGAGAUGCCAUGAUUGAGUUCACUGGUGCUGAUGGUGAACAAAACUUCUCGCUGUUCCCGGAGAGCUCAAACAGCUUCGAUUUUGACGCUUACGGCAAGGCAAUGGCACAAGAUGCUGAAUCCAGCCAGGUCCAGCUCCACCCCACACCAGAAUCACGAAGCAGAAACGUGCCAGUCGAGAACAGAAUACCACAACAAUACCCCUUCAUCUCGCGUGCAGACGAAACCUACGACAUAACCCCACCUCCUAGGCUGGGAUCAUCGGGAAGCAGCACCUCUGAAGCACAGACGGAGACUAGCGACAAUCGGCCCUCUCGAACCGGCGCUGAGAGUGGCACGUACACAUGCACAUAUCAUGGUUGCACUCUACGGUUUGAUUCACCUAUACAGCUUCAGAAGCACAAACGCGAGAGACACCGCCAGUCGCAGAACCUUGGCGGACAAGACAGCAUCAUGACAGCGCCCGUUCUGAACAGCCAAGCUGGCCCGCACCGCUGCGAUCGCAUCAACCCCAGCACCGGCAAGGUGUGCAAUACCAUCUUCUCCCGCCCGUACGACCUGACGCGCCACGAGGACACGAUUCAUAACGAGCGCAAGCACAAAGUCCAGUGCGAUCUUUGCACGGUUGAAAAAACAUUCAGCCGCGCCGACGCACUCACUAGGCACUAUCGCACGACUUGUCUGAUGGCGCUCGUUGCAUUUAGCCUGCCUGUGAACCGGCUCCCUCGGGAUAUCUGUCUGCUCCCCUUUUGGUGGUGGGGCCAGUGUGUACCCAGGCUUGGCCAUCGGACCAACCAGAGCAAAUUUGACGGGGCCUCUUGUCUUGUCUACUGCAGGGUCCUCCAGACCUCUGACGUCACUCACCCGUCAAGUUAUCGGUGGGCUGACAUCACAGCGGCGCAAUUCAUUCGCAUUCGGCCACUUGAAAUCAAGCCCUCGUCUCUGCGUUCCAGCACUGGCAUCAUCGCGCAGAGGCAUGCCUUUCCUGCCCCUCUUCUGCCAUGA